UAGAGCCGGAGCAGAAGUCGGAAGGUUCCUAACGCAAGGCUCCGUGGGAGAUUUUUUGGAGCAUUGUGGGAAGAAGCUUGUCGCCGCUGUUUUGUUGUGGAGAGCCGGUUCGGGCUAUCGUUGAGAGGUCGUUGCCGAAAUGCCGGAGCGAGAUAGUGAGCCGUUCUCUAACCCCUUGGCCCCAGAUGGCCAUGAUGUGGAUGACCCUCAUUCCUUCCACCAAUCAAAACUUACCAAUGAAGACUUCAGGAAACUUCUUAUGACUCCAAGGGCUGCACCUACUUCUGCACCACCUUCUAAGUCACGUCACCAUGAGAUGCCAAGAGAGUACAAUGAGGAUGAAGACCCAGCUGCACGAAGGCGGAAAAAGAAAAGUUACUAUGCCAAGCUACGCCAACAAGAAAUUGAAAGAGAGAGAGAGCUAGCAGAGAAGUAUCGGGAUCGUGCCAAGGAACGGAGAGAUGGUGUGAACAAAGAUUAUGAAGAAACCGAGCUGAUUAGUACCACAGCUAACUAUAGGGCUGUGGGCCCAACUGCUGAGGCGGACAAGUCAGCUGCAGAGAAGAGAAGACAGUUGAUUCAGGAGUCCAAAUUCUUGGGUGGUGACAUGGAACAUACCCAUUUGGUGAAAGGUCUGGAUUUUGCUUUGCUUCAAAAGGUACGAGCUGAGAUUGCCAGCAAAGAGAAAGAGGAAGAAGAACUGAUGGAAAAGCCCCAGAAGGAAACCAAGAAAGAUGAGGAUCCUGAAAACAAAAUUGAAUUUAAAACACGCCUCGGCCGAAAUGUUUAUCGUAUGCUUUUCAAGAGCAAAGCAUAUGAGCGAAAUGAGCUGUUCUUACCGGGUCGAAUGGCCUAUGUGGUAGACCUGGAUGAUGAGUAUGCAGACACGGAUAUCCCCACCACUCUCAUCCGCAGCAAGGCUGAUUGUCCCACGAUGGAGGCCCAGACUACACUGACUACAAAUGACAUUGUUAUUAGCAAGCUCACUCAGAUUCUUUCAUACCUGAGGCAGGGUACCCGAAACAAGAAGCUCAAGAAGAAGGAUAAAGGAAAAUUGGAAGAAAAGAAACCCCCUGAAGCAGACAUGAACAUUUUUGAAGACAUUGGGGAUUAUGUUCCCUCCACAACUAAGACACCACGGGACAAAGAGCGAGAGAGAUACCGGGAACGUGAACGUGAUCGAGAGAGGGACAGAGACCGGGAGCGAGAGCGAGAUCGGGAGCGAGAGCGAGACCGGGAGCGAGAGCGAGAGGAGGAAAAGAAAAGGCACAGCUACUUUGAGAAGCCAAAGGUGGAUGAUGAGCCUGUGGAUGUUGACAAAGGACCUGGGUCUGCCAAAGAGUUGAUCAAGUCCAUCAAUGAAAAAUUUGCUGGGUCUGCUGGUUGGGAAGGCACCGAAUCGCUGAAGAAGCCAGAAGACAAGAAGCAGCUGGGUGAUUUCUUUGGGAUGUCUAACAGUUAUGCAGAGUGCUAUCCAGCCACGAUGGAUGAUAUGGCUGUGGAUAGUGAUGAGGAGGUGGAUUAUAGCAAAAUGGACCAGGGUAACAAGAAGGGUCCCUUAGGUCGCUGGGACUUUGAUACUCAGGAGGAAUACAGCGAAUAUAUGAACAACAAGGAGGCAUUGCCUAAAGCUGCAUUCCAGUAUGGUAUCAAGAUGUCUGAAGGACGGAAAACCAGACGCUUCAAGGAAACCAAUGAUAAAGCAGAGCUUGAUCGUCAGUGGAAGAAAAUUAGUGCAAUCAUUGAGAAAAGGAAGAAGAUGGAAGCUGAUGGAGUUGAAGUGAAAAGACCAAAAUACUAAUCUCCAUUUGUAACUAUCACCAUAUAGAUGCUCUCAAUUGUUUGUUUCUAUAAUUCCUAGAGAGGUUGAAGGUGUUUUUGUGAAUGUUUAUAAACUUUUAUUAUGUAAUCAUUUGUUGCAUUAAAAUCAGUUAACUUAC
Molecule: messenger RNA, 1940 nt
Organism: Nannospalax galili (Upper Galilee mountains blind mole rat)
Lineage: Eukaryota; Metazoa; Chordata; Mammalia; Rodentia; Spalacidae
Gene: Ik
Product: IK cytokine
Exons: 20
Coding region: 140-1801 (553 amino acids)
Biological process (GO): mRNA splicing, via spliceosome
Cellular component (GO): nucleus
Source: RefSeq, a predicted model, not a curated record